This is a messenger RNA of Planococcus citri (citrus mealybug), 2891 nucleotides long. RefSeq names its product modular serine protease-like. NCBI's taxonomy places the organism in Eukaryota, Metazoa, Arthropoda, Insecta, Hemiptera, Pseudococcidae. Gene Ontology annotation, molecular function: serine-type endopeptidase activity; protein binding. Gene Ontology annotation, cellular component: plasma membrane. Bases 221 to 1963 code for a protein of 580 amino acids. The record is from RefSeq and is a predicted model, not a curated record. Gene Ontology annotation, biological process: proteolysis. The transcript is spliced from 12 exons.
UGCUGAUAUAUUUGCUUUUUUUAAAUAGUAGUGGUUGAUCAAUCGACCAGAAUAGAAGUAAAUAGGUACGACAAAGCUAGGUUCAAUGUUUUUCGUAUUUUUAUUUCACGAUAAAAUUUUAUUUUUUUGAAUUAUUAAAGUUUCAUGCUUCAAGUAAAGUAUAAAUAAUGAGGAAUAAAUACGCGUUUUUCAUUUUAUACAAUGUGUUAAAAUCUCUGGCAUGAUAAAAAUGAAUAAUUUAAUUAAUUACAUAAAUCACUUUCGCAUUUGUUCAGUCCUAUUGUGUUUUGGUUUUGGUUUUGCCGUAUUGGGUACACCAAAUAACAUCAAUUUGGAAAAAUAUAAAAGACAAAUCACGAUUUACAGAGAGCACGUGGCAUCAACAGAAUUCCUCUGUGGAAAUGGCCAAUACAUUGAUAAAUCUCUGACUUGUGACGGAAUAAAAGACUGUGUGGAUGGUUCGGAUGAAACUUUGAACCUCUGUGGCAACUUGACAUGUCCCUCGUACACAUACAAAUGUAAUUAUGGAGCUUGCGUUGAGCAGCGAGCGAAAUGCGAUGGUCGAAUUGACUGCGUCGAUCAGUCUGAUGAGUCAGCUUCUGUAUGCGAUUUUCAUAUUCCGAAACAUUCGAAUGUAUGCAAAGAAAACCAAUACCAAUGUUUUUCUGAGCAAUGCAUCGAUAUCAAAUUCUUAUGUGAUGGGAAAAAGGACUGCAAAGAUGGUUCCGAUGAAACACACAUUCGCUGCCAUAAUACACCAUGCAACGACUCACGAUUUUUCCAAUGCGAUUACGGAGCUUGUGUGGAUAAAAUAUAUAAAUGCGAUGGAAUAAAGCAAUGUGUGGAUGGUUCCGAUGAAUCGAUUCGAAUAUGCAAAGUGAUCAAUGAGACAACUGACCAGACGACUCACACAACACUUUCUCAACCAAAAAAAUGCAAAAAAUUAAAUCCGGUAAAUGUCGAUUUGAAAUGCUAUCGUAAUGGAUCCAUCGUGAACUGCAAUGAAGAUUUGAUCGCUGGUACAAGAGUACGUCCAAUUUGUAAACCAUUUCAUACGUACAAGGACUUGGUACCCGUUUACCAAGAAAUCAUUUGCCAAGAAGAUGGAACUUGGGAUUUCAAGUUAUUUUCCUGUAUUUAUGAAUGUGGGCGUCCAUAUGCAAUUUACAAUGCCACUCCAUUCGACAACGAAACUAGUACGGAACGCUAUGUUGAGUCGCCUUGGCACGUAGGAAUCUAUGACAAAAAUAAAAAUUUGGCAUGCAGUGGAACAAUCGUAUCUCCAUAUUUGAUUUUAACAGCUGCUCACUGUUUCGAUGGUCAAACACAAAUGAAAGAAGGUGCUAUGGUAAUCGAUGGUUAUGAAAUAGUCGUCAAUAAAGCUACACAAAAUUAUUCGUCUGUAGAUAAUGGGAGCCAAAAAUCCUACAAGGUGAAAGAGAUACGUCUCAAUGAUAAAAGUUACAUUGGUGUAGGAAACUACUACUUGUCAGACUUGGCUAUAUUGAUAGUAUCUGAAAAAAUCAUCAUAGAGGUAGCAGUUCAACCAGCUUGCGUUGACUGGAUCCAUACGAGCAAAUAUCAACCUCCAGAAGGUACUCCAGGAAAACUCGUAGGAUGGGAAAUUGGCAGUACAGCGAAUGAUGCUGAAAAUUUACAGAUCAGGUUUCUAUCAUUUACCAAUCGAGAUCGGUGUAUAAGGAUAGUCCCGGAGAAUUUCAUACCCUACUUAACAUCUGACAAGUUUUGUGCCAGUUCAUAUGAUGGUUCAAAUGCCAUUCCACGUAGUCCUGGAAGUGCCUUAAUGAUUCGAGAAGGUUCUCACUACUACAUUCGAGGAAUUCUGAGUUUGAAACCUUCUAAAGAGAAAUAUAUAGCAACGUUUACCGAUAUAACUGCUCAUGUAAGCUGGAUAAUACUGGUGCGAGAUCAAGUAGAUCAGCAAAUGAAUCAAAUGCAGUGAAUCAGGAAUUUUAAAAUAUGAAGCAUACCUACCAACACUACAUGUUGGCAAAUGUGAUUCGUUUGUCGUUUAAGUCGCUCGUUUAUGCAAAUUAAUCAACACAUUGGCCAAAACUUGAAAAUUUUCACUGUUCUUCAACUUUUCACCACUCAAGAUUUUGAAAACUAAGUCAUUCUAAGUGAAAGUCCUAUAUCCUCCGAGAUUAACGUGUUUGAACCUAAAAAAAAACUCUCUCAAAAGCUCACUAAAACUCGUUCCAGUAAAUUUGAACUGAUUUUUCAAUUUUAGUUUAUCGCAUGCCGGACGAAUCGUGCGUCCGUCCUAUAGCAAAAAUCUGAUGACAGUAAUCCGAUAGAAAAUUCGAUUUUCUACAAAUUUCAAGUAAAAAAUUUUUCCUGGAAAGCUUUGUUUUCAAGCUGUAUUGCUAUUGAAGUUGGAGGUAACUUUUCUAUCAUUAAAAAAAUCUGAAGAUGCAAAUUAAUUGACACAUUCCACAUUAAAUUAUUUUCUCGCUGGGAUCCAUGCUUGAAAAAAAAAACCGCCUAUAUUUUCAACGCUAUACAGUCUGAAAUCGAAAAAUUUUAGGAAAAAAUUGCUUGAGAAGAAAUUUGAAGAAUGUUCAAUUUUACAUCUGAUAACUGUCAUCAGAUUUUUGCUAGGACCACCUAAAAUUUGAAAAAUCAGUCCAAUUUCACAUGAAGGAGCUUUAGUGAGCUUUCAAAAAAACAUUUUUUUGACUCAACCACACUAAAAAUAUCUUAAAAGAUAGGAUUUUCUCCCAGAAUGACCUGUUUUAGAAAAUACUCAAUGAUACUUCCGUAAUGAAGAAAAAAGAAAAUUGAAUUCCGUUUUUUCAAAACUAUCAACUAAUUCACAUGGUUGUACUGAAUAUUCUCGUUUUUACAAUACACAUGAUUUGUUGAGUAAA